Molecule: messenger RNA, 787 nt
Organism: Leptonychotes weddellii (Weddell seal)
Lineage: Eukaryota; Metazoa; Chordata; Mammalia; Carnivora; Phocidae
Gene: RTP2
Product: receptor transporter protein 2
Biological process (GO): protein insertion into membrane; detection of chemical stimulus involved in sensory perception of bitter taste; protein targeting to membrane
Cellular component (GO): cell surface
Molecular function (GO): olfactory receptor binding
Source: RefSeq, a predicted model, not a curated record
AUGAGGAUUUUCAGACCACAGAGACUGAACUGCUCUGCAUCGACCUGGGCUCUUUCUGUGUGCUCUCUCAGGCCGAAUUCAAGCUUCCAUCCCUGCCAGCAGGACCAUGUCUACCAGCCUGACCACUUGUGAAUGGAAGAAAGUCUUCUAUGAGAAGAUGGAGGUGGCCAAGCCGGCCGACAGCUGGGAACUCAUCAUAGAUCCCAACCUCAAGCCCAACGAGCUGGCCCCAGGCUGGAAGCAGUACCUGGAGCAGCAUGCCUCAGGCAGGUUCCACUGCUCCUGGUGCUGGCACACCUGGCAGUCGCCCCACGUGGUCAUCCUCUUCCACAUGCACCUGGACCGCGCCCAGCGGGCGGGCUCGGUGCGCAUGCGCGUCUUCAAGCAGCUGUGCCACGAGUGCGGCACGGCGAGGCUGGAUGAGUCGAGCAUGCUGGAGGAGAACAUCGAGAGCCUGGUGGACAACCUCAUCACCAGCCUGCGGGAGCAGUGCUACGAUGAAGACGGCGGCCAGUACCGCAUCCACGUGGCCAGCCGCCCGGACGGGGGUCCGCACCGCAGUGAGUUCUGCGAGGCCUGCCAGGAGGGCAUCGUGCACUGGAAGCCCAGCGAGAAGCUGCUGGAGGAGGAGGCGACCACCUACACCUUCUCAGGAGCCUCCAAGCCAAGCGCCCAGGAGGGUUCGGGCUACAACUUCUUCUCCCUUCGCUGGUGGCUAAUUGGGGCCUCCCUCUGCCUGCUCAUUGUCUACCUGCAGUUCUCCUUCCGCGGCUCUACCUUCCUUUAG